Candidozyma haemuli is the source of this 1206-nucleotide messenger RNA. RefSeq lists its product as uncharacterized. Gene Ontology annotation, biological process: response to oxidative stress. Lineage: Eukaryota; Fungi; Ascomycota; Pichiomycetes; Serinales; Metschnikowiaceae. Gene Ontology annotation, molecular function: heme binding; peroxidase activity. The transcript has a single exon. The record is from RefSeq and is a predicted model, not a curated record. The coding region runs from base 1 to 1206 and encodes 401 amino acids.
AUGAGGGAGGUUGGGUACUUUGAAUUCUCUGAUGUGUUUGAAAAGGCUGUUUACGUUGCUGACCGGUGGAUGUUUACUGGGGACGGUGGGUACGUCUAUAAGGGUGUCCUGCUUGGUGAUACUGAAGGGUUUAGUGAAUACCGAACUAAGCAACAGGAGGGUGGUGAAUUGACGUCUUCGUCGUUUUAUAGUUCAGAUGGCGAGGAAAACGAAGGUGAUGUUGUUUUAAGGAACCCUUCAGAUGUGGAAUUGCUGGCGCAAGUGUGUCUUCAAGAGGCAGCGGUUAUUCACCAGAAGGUCCAUGAAAAACCAGCAGAACCACGUACGCCCGAAAUGAAGAAACCGGCUUGGUGGUCAGACCCGUUGGUUCAUGCUGUUACGCCAAUUGCUUCUUCGUCGUCAAAGAAACGGGUUCCUGUGUCUCCUACAGCCAGUGUGUCUAUUUCAGAUUCCCUGAAACCAUACAGAAAGAGAGACAGGCUCUUUUCCAAGGUCAGCUUCAAGAGAGCACCCAAAGAAGUGUAUUUAAACGAAGCCAUGUUGGAAAAGCUAGGUGCUGGGAUUGGAGAGAUUUUAGCAAACGACGAUAUGCUUGCCUACAAAGUAUUCAACCUUUGCUGGUUCUACUGCACUACAGUUGAUCCCAAUAAAACGUCCGUCUCCAGGCUCCUCAAAGACGAAGAGGUACUUGAAAUAACCGACAUCCCAGACGUCCAGGAAGCAAUCACCGCCUUGGAGCCAUUGAAGAAGCAGUUCACCAUUUCCCGUGCUGAUCUAUGGACGUACGCUGGAAUCAUCACAUUUGAAGCUCUCGGUGGCCCCAAAAUCGAUUGGAACCCCGGCAGACCAGAACUCGAAGCCACCCACCGCAAAGCAACUUUCUGGGAAGUGUGUACUCGAGCAGAACUCGAAAUGAGCCAGCGAGUAGCACUCUGGGGCGGUCUUCGAGCCUAUUCCAUCAUCCAGCUCGAGCCCCCAGUCCAAGCCCACAACGGGCUUCUCCAUACCAUUCCCAGCUACACCAAACUCAGCCCUAACGAAAAAGCAUUCUUGGAUACUUUUGGCGAGGAAGGGUUCCUCUAUGCCCAGAGCUUUGCAGGCGACGAAGCCACAUUCUUCAAGCAAUUCUGCCUAGCCUUUGGCAAAGUAAUCGAUCACGCUACAAGAAAACCCACUCCCGGCCAUUCCGCCACUUCCGAAGAGUAA